Messenger RNA from Emericellopsis cladophorae, 2391 nucleotides. RefSeq lists its product as uncharacterized. Lineage: Eukaryota; Fungi; Ascomycota; Sordariomycetes; Hypocreales; Bionectriaceae. The coding region runs from base 1 to 2391 and encodes 796 amino acids. The transcript has 6 exons. The record is from RefSeq and is a predicted model, not a curated record.
AUGAUGGGACUCCUGGCUGGCCGCAAGGUCAAGCGUCAUGGAUCUCCCGAAGUUGACUUGCUCUUGGCUGCCUUCCACAUUCCGACUCGCCGGAAGCACGGGAAGAAGACGUCGAAACGAACGAGGAGGAGCUCCAAGGCUCGUCAUUGUCUGAAGACAGCUGCACAGCACGAGGGCGAGGAGGAUGAAGAGGAUGAGGAGCCAGAUAGCUCUUUUGACUCUGACGUACCGCUGUUGCCCACCUCUCCCCGUUCGAAGAGGAAGAGCUCGAACAAAGAUAAACGCGUUGCGGACGUCGUACCGCGCUCGCUCAUCGAGACUGAUGUAACUGCGUUGCACAACACUCGAACCUCGAUGCCCAAGAAUAUCGACCAUGCCCGCCAUGUCAAGCAGUCCUCGCCGACACCUCACGGUUCAGACAACGGUGCCUGGAUGCCCCGGGCUGUUCCUCACCAGUACUACCUACCGGCUACGUGCCUGACACGAUCCCCUGAGAGCCACCGAUACGACUCAUCAAGACUGACCCCGGCCUACCAUCAGUGGGAUGACGCAUCUGGUCAGAAUCAGCAGCAAGGACUGAAGUCACUAGGCGGUGAUCAAUACGCGAGCGUCCGCAACGACCACGAUCCUGGCGUUCUCAAGAGUCCUGCGCCCAUCAUCGCCGAGAAGACCGAGAAAAGAUCCGAAGACAGGGCGGAACUCCAGGACAAGAGUCUCCUGCACGCUUGUGCCGGGUGUGGAUGCGUCCGCUCGCGCAAAUACCACGAGAAGCAUGUGAUUGCACCUGGAAAGACCAAGCAGCCCAGCCUCUGCGAGAAUUGUCGCGCAAAGCUGCACCAGACUGGGCUCAUCGGAAAGCUCAAGCGACAUGUUUGCUUCGGCUGCGGCAUCUACCGCUCUCGCUCGUUCAAUGAGGAGCAUCCAGCCAGGCCUGAGGAAAAGUUGCUUGUCAACUACUGCGUUCGGUGCGAGAAUGAGAUGGGCACGAGCCCGAGCGACAUCAGUCACCAAGAGUCUGGAUGCAACACCCCCAAAGACGCUCCUGAGGAACCACAUGACGCCAGAUCUCGAGUACCAAAGCCACCAGAGCCUAAGCAUCGCAGCCCAUUGUCAGCCAGUCCCAUCCUCGACAAAUCCUCCACACCAGCAUGUCUCCCAAAGCGAGACCAUGGAGCAUCUAGGCGCAGAGAUGUAAUAGAACCCAUUUUGGAGGCAGCGUUCAACAGCAGCCACAAGCAGGAGCAGUCACGUCCCCAAUACCGGCCACCUUUCAUGGAGGACGUGACUACGCCACUGCUUGCCCGUCCAAGCAGUAGUUUUGUUCAUAAUGAACCAGGCCUGGAGGAAUCUCCUCCCCAGACUCCCAGCAUCGCCCCCAAUGGUACCAAAAAUACAAGACUGUCCUCUAUCUUGAGAUGCAAGACCAUUGUACAGGAGGAAGGACCGGGCAUGGAUUCCUCGUCACCCACAAAGUCAACGACUAGCUCGGACCUGUCAGAAGUGGGCAGUGGGUCUACUACAUCGAGCAGCAAGACGGUCAAGUUCAAGAACUUGGUCGGCGUCAGGCGUUCACGAUCGCCUUCAGAAAGCGGUUUCGCGUCUCAGGAAGAAACGGAGGAGCCCAUCAAGCCUGACGACGACACACAACCCUGCCGAAUUGGCACCUACGGCUGUAACCCACUGAUGGACGAACGUGGGAGACCUUUGUCCACGUCUGAGCGCCUGGGCUCGUUCUCCAGCAAUGCUCCUCACCCAGAGGCAUAUGAUGAGUAUGAUGAUGGGAUGCCCCGGGGUCUUGAGGACCGCUACUCUCAAUCGACUCGGGACCAUACACGAGGCGCUUUCAGUGGUUACGGUGGUGCUUUCAGCUCGGACGCUGGCUUCAAGACCAAAGCUUGGGAUUGGAGUGAUUUCAACGCUGGCGACUCGUUCCCAAUGCCACAAAUUCAACGAAGCGCCUUCAGCUCCUACUUCAACGACGCAGCGGACAAUUACGAGGGGAUGCCCAGCAGCCCACAGCCAUGUCCACAUGCGGAUGGCCCUGUUGAUCAGCAGCCCCCGGAGACUGUUCCAAGUUCCGCCAGAGAGGCGUCGGAUUUUAACCCUUGUACGACGAAGCAGCGCACGUCACACUUUCACCCUGCGCAUGACACCAUCUACGAUUCAGAGCCCAUCAUUGAGGAGGCAGACUCCACGAUCAGCUCGCCUGCCAGGAUUUCCCUUUUGCUCGAAUACGAACUUGGCGCUAUCCCUGUCCUUGAUCUGGACGGCGAGACUAUUGUCAACGAGAGUCCCGAGCCAGAGGAUACCAGUCCUGACGAAGACUCUGGCCGUGACUUUGAUGUCCCGUGUCUGCUGUCAAUGCUGGCCACGGAAAAGAGCAAUUACUGA